GUGACUUAGGUAGCAUUAAGAUGAAGAUUCCUCCGUUUCAAGGCAAAAAUGAUCCAGAUGUGUAUUUGGAGUGGCAAAAGAAGGUGGAAUUGGUGUUUGAUUGCCAUAUCUAUUCUGAGGAGAAAAAGGUGAAACUAGCAGCGGUGGAAUUUACUAAUUACAUUGUGGUGUGGUGGGAUCAGCUUAUGCUUAGUCAACAUAGAAAUCGAGAGUGUCCUGUUGACACUUGGGAAGAGAUGAAAGCUGGCUUUACUCAAGGGUCCAAAAACGUUGAGGAUUAUCACAAAGAUAUGGAAAUCGCAAUGGUUAAAGCGAAUGUGGAAAAGGACAAAGAAGCAACUAUGGCACGGUUUCUACAUGGCUUAAAUCGUGAUAUAGGUAAUGUGGUGGAGCUGCAACAUUAUGUGGAAUUAGAAGAUAUGGUGCAUAUGGCAAUGAAAGUAGAACGACAACUUAAACGUAAAGGAGCCACCACCAGAACUGGGCAAAAUUCAAGUUCCUCAUCUUCUUGGAAACUGAAUUGGACCAAAAAGGAAGAAAAUUCUACUUUUAAGCCUAAAACUGCAACGUCUAAGGCAAAAGAAUUUGGCAACAAUGAGAAGAGUAAAACAGAUAAAAUGCAAGGUAGAACUCGAGACAUCAAGUGUUUUCGAUGCUUGGGAAAGGGGCAUGUUGCAUCGCAAUGUCCUAAUAAGCAAACAAUGAUCUUGAGAGAAGAUGGAGAAAUUGAAACCGAUGGUGAAUCUGAUGAUGAAUCUAUGCCACCAUUAGAAGAUGCUAUUGAUGGUGUGGAAUAUGCCGUUGAUGGAGAACUACUCGUCACCCGACAAGCUUUGAAUGUGCAAGCCAAAGAAGAUGAUGAAGUAUAAUGUAAUAAUAUAUUUCACAUGAGGUG
This is a messenger RNA of Rubroshorea leprosula, 895 nucleotides long. NCBI's taxonomy places the organism in Eukaryota, Viridiplantae, Streptophyta, Magnoliopsida, Malvales, Dipterocarpaceae. The record is from the annotation of a GenBank genome assembly.